This is a messenger RNA of Soboliphyme baturini, 1668 nucleotides long. The record is from the annotation of a GenBank genome assembly. Lineage: Eukaryota; Metazoa; Nematoda; Enoplea; Dioctophymatida; Soboliphymatidae.
CGUGCAAUGAUGAAUACGCAGAUUGAAGAGAGCGAGAGCCGAGUCCAAGAUAUGAACUACGAAGUCCAGAAUAAUCAUGUGCACGAAGAACAAUCUGACUGCGGACCAACUGAAACUCAGUAUUCGUUGCUGUACAACGAAAGCGAAAAUAUGUAUGAACGAGCCAAAAAUCUUCGCGAGCAACUUCUCAUCGUCAAAGAAGGACAUCAGAAACAGAUCAAGCAAACAGAAAACGAAGAAUAUCUUGCUCAGCAACAGUUUUGCUCAGAAAUGGUUGUGCUUCAGAACAAACUAUCGCUACUUCGACAUGAAUACGAAACGCAGCGCAUCGAAUUUGAGCAGAAUAUGGCCAUGAACGAGAACUCGAAUCCGGUCUGUAAGGAAACUCGACAGCUGGUGGCAGGUUAUAAGGUUCAAAAUGAGCAACUGAAGGCAGAAGUGUCCAGACUGAAGCGCAAAUGGAAGGACGCCGUCUCAGUCGUUAGCGAAAUUCCAAAUGGGCUGAAACAACUAAGAACAGCGAAGGACGGCGCCAUCAUUGUUCUUCUUGUGCCAAGUAGAGCCGAUGAACACGGAAAAAAGCCUUUGUCAAAGGAAGAAAAACAUUUUGGCCAGUUGAACGAAUCGAUGCAUACCAAAGAGUGCCGUAUUACCGAACUAAAGAAAAGGGUCAAAAUGUUACAGGAGAAAUAUAGAGUUUCCCAGAUGACCACCGAUAGCUUUCAGAGCGCGAGAAGUUACGAAAAAGAGAUGAUUGAGAUCCGUAAAGUUAUCGAGUUUGAAAACCAUCGAUUGAUUUGCCACAUCAAAAAUGUGUAUCGAAAGCACGCAAACGAAGCCAAUAAGCACGCCAAAAAACUCGAGAAACUACUGAAACGCUUGAAAAGCGAUGCAACGAUCAGAGAACAGGAAAGGGAAAAAUCGUUGAAUGAAGUUUCGGUAACUGGACAGACAUUUGAAGAAAUACAAAAGCAAAACCGUCGUCUGAAACGACAGCUCAGUGAGAAGGACGCUGCCAACUGUAAGCUGAUGUCUGAACGUGUACGAUCUAAUCAACAGCAAAUGUUACUUCAAGAAAAAAUAAGUGCAAAGGAAAAGGAGAAGGCUGCCCUAGAUAGUCAGUACGCAGCGGAAACUCUUCUGAUGCGUCAUCUCGAAAUGCAGGGUCGUUCAAUGGAAGAUCUGUGUUCAAGCUCAGAGAAGGAAUUGUCUCUCAGUUAUAAGGCUUUAGAAGAAGGUAGAAAGAAAUCAAUGGAACUGGCUCAGUUGGUAGUCGAUUUAAAAUUUCAAGUCGAGAAACUGAACUGUAAAAUUGUUGACGCCAAGCAGAAGCUUCGGAUCAAGACGGCGGCGUUGGAAGAAGAAGCGUUCAAGACUCAUCGAGUGGAAAAUGAAAUAUCGGUUCUACGGAGGAAGCUAGAGGGAAUGAGAGAAACGGAAAUGAAAGAGAUCACCGAUGAGUUCCUUGUCGAAAAAGUACGUUCCCUAAAAAAGAUGCUAGAGUGUCCAGGCUGCAAAGUGCGACGCAAAGAUAGCGUACUCGUCACAUGUUUUCAUAUUUUUUGCCAUUCGUGUCUUAAAGUCCGCUCCAAAGGGCGGCAUCAAAAAUGUCUUACUUGUGGCCGCCCCUAUGAAGCAAAAGAUGUUAAACGUAUAUGUCUAUGUUAG